Molecule: messenger RNA, 1722 nt
Organism: Symbiodinium natans
Lineage: Eukaryota; Dinophyceae; Suessiales; Symbiodiniaceae
Source: the annotation of a GenBank genome assembly
AUGGCUCGAGCAUGUUACCGAACCUUCACAGCUGCGAUGUUGCUGCGAGUGGGCCUUGUGCCCUUGGUCCUUUGUGCUACUGCAAACCAGGAUUGUGGCUCGGAGGUUAGCCUCCUGCAGCGGCGAGAGUUGCCCGACUCCGGCUCUCUGUCCCAAGACGGGAAUGUGACCGAUCCAAAGGAGGUUUGGGACUCAAUCUGGAACAGAGUUCGGCAAGAAAGUGCAGCGUGCCCACCGGGCACUAUCUGCGGCAGCAGUUCCCACAGGGAACACGCGCCGACUUUCCCGGCGCCCUCGGCCAUUCCUGCCAUUGAUUACGCGGAUCCAAGGAAGACCCAAGCUGCGUGGCAGGCCCCCAUGCAGAAGACUUACGACCCCGGCAUCCGAUCGCCUGCUCUGGGCUGGAAUUCUUGGAACCAGUUCAACCUGGAUGUCAGCGAAGCCAAGGUUCUGUCCGUGGCGCAGGCCAUGAAGAGUGACGGUCUCCUGAGCAGUGGUUUCGAGUACAUCGUCAUCGAUGAUGGUUGGGCCAUGAAGGACCGGGACGCGGCAGGACGCAUGCAGGCAGAUCCGAUAAAGUUUCCACAGGGCAUAAAGUGGCUAGCAGACCACUUGCACGACCUUGGGUUCAAGUUCGGCAUCUACACAAGCGUUGGGUCUGUCACAUGUGGCGGUGGCCAGCCUGGGAUCAUGGACCACCACCAGAUCGAUGCAGAGACCUUCGCGGCCUGGGAUGUAGACUAUGUGAAAGUGGAUCGGUGCGGCUGGCCUACGGAGUUGUCCUGGGCGCCUGGCUUGGACCCUGACGACUUGCUAGAGUUGGCAAGAAUCACUGCUGGCGUCGACUACCCGGAAGACGGCAAGUACCCAGAAUCCUUCUAUAAAGUUUCUGGCCGGGUGGCAGCCUACCAGAACUUCAGCGCAACACUGAAUCACACAGGGCGUACAAUGUACCUGGAGAUUUGUGACUGGGGUGAAGAUGAUACACUGGAGUUCGCACCUGAAAUCGCAAACUCAUUCCGGAUGUUGUGGGACAACUUCCCUCAGUGGCACCGGGUGCAAGAGAUCUACGAGUACUUUGCUCAGGUCCCGGAUAUUCCAGCCUCGACGACGCCGGGUGCCUAUGCAUUUGCAGACAUGCUGGAGGGGGGAGUUGACGGGCAUCUCUACAACGUCCACUUCGCCCCCGAGACGAACUUGACGCGGAGGGAGGCCGCCACCGAGCACGCGAUGUGGUCCAUGUGGAGCUCUCCCUUGAUCCUGGGCUUCGACGUCUCCAACCCCAGCAAAGCCUGGGUGACGGACCUCAUGAGGAACCCGGCGCUCCUGAAGAUCAACCAGGAUGACCUUGGCAUCGCUGCCCGCCUUGCCAUCCGAAAGCAGAAAAACCACUGUUUCUACGACACCUGCUACCACACGGAUGUGUGGGUGAAGCCGCUUGCCGAAGGCGCUGUUGCAGUGGCCCUGGUGAACAUGGCCGGGUCCUACAGCCAGUACAACGAGAAAUACCAGACAGAAUCCAUCACAGUAACCUGGGAAACGCUGUGGCUCAGCCCGGAUACCCCUGUCGCAGUUUAUUCCGCAACAGAGCAGAAGGACUUGGGCAUCAUGAACGGACCACUUUCGAUGGAUGUGGAGCCGCAUGGAGUGAGUGUACUCGUGCUCACGCCGCAGACCACCGCGAGCGGCACGGAGCCGCCUCGAAACCACACCGGCGCCUGA